Messenger RNA from Ictalurus furcatus (blue catfish), 3622 nucleotides. RefSeq lists its product as uncharacterized. NCBI's taxonomy places the organism in Eukaryota, Metazoa, Chordata, Actinopteri, Siluriformes, Ictaluridae. The record is from RefSeq and is a predicted model, not a curated record. The coding region runs from base 6 to 1967 and encodes 653 amino acids. The transcript has 13 exons.
GUGUUAUGAAAAACAGUGACACGAGAAAACAAAAGGAGUUUUUUGAAAAGAAAAGGAUGCAAGACAGGCAUAAUCUCAUCAGACCACCACUGGCAUCACCUAAAAAAGGCAAUGUUGGCAACAUGGAUUUGCUUACAAUGUUUAUUGUAAACCAAAUCGCAUUGAAGAAAGAACACACUGGUAUCUCUAAAAGAAGACAUUUGCCUAAAUCAAAAGGAAUUGAUAAAUCUAUGCGUUGGGAGUCUUUAGAGCUGCCCAUGAGUCCUUGUUCUCCAUCCUGCUUGAUCCUGGCAGAGAGCGAAUCGCAUUACAGUGACCAAACACUGGGUGUGAAGAAGAGAAAACAUAGCUUCCUAGAUGAAUUCAAGUUCAAGACGCUGUCACCGCUGCUGGAAACCAACCUGACUGACAACAGUACGUCAGUGUGUCAGCACCGGGUUCAGGGCAGUGUCGGUUCCUUUUCUUCAGCCUCACCAUCCUCAUCAGAGGCCUUCAACAUCCAGUCCAGGCCCACUGUACACAUCUCCCCUCCGCCACCAACAGAAUCACACUGCACAAAAAAUGCUCAGCCAGUGGGGGUGUGUGAGUAUAAUCUUUGGACAGUGCCUUAUCAAACAGAGACCUCCCAGACCAGCUAUGCGGAUGGAGUCCAGUUUAAGAGCACCUUUCCUAGCAGAGAAAGCAGUGGGCUGUCCAUACACUCCAUACAUGCUGAGAACCCAUUUAAUCAUUUAGAGAUGAAUGACCAAGAAGACAAGGCUCACUUUUUUGGACUCAUCAGUGGAGGUGAAGAUAUUUCUAGUAAGAGAACAACAAAGCUCCAUCUUCAAAAGGAGACACCACAUCCCCCGACACGAUCUCCUGAUUUCACUGAAUCCUACAACAAAGACCGCAGUAUUGAUUUCUUAUCUCAGCACGUGUCUAGAUGCGUUGACUGUAGACCCUGCAGGGUUCACAGAAUUGUCUCAGAGCAUGCCUGUGAAUCACCAGUAGCCUGUUCUCAAGGAGAGGGCUAUGUCAGCUCAGACGAUGUAACAAACUCUGUUCCAUCACUCAAAUACAUUUUAUCACAGGAAAAGGGAAGAAAGCAGGAUGGUGAUUCCUACAUGCACAUGUGCCACUUUAAGGACAUUCUGACAAGCCAUCAGGGAUGUUGUCCAUCAGGGAUGAGUGCUCCAACAAGCAUUAUGUCCUUCAACCAGAAGAUGAUGUGUAACCAUGAACAUAGAGAGAGGAAGAGUAAUGCCCAUGGGAUUUCAAAAACCUUGAGAGGGCUCAAUCAAGAACUGGCCUGUGAGGAGGAUCAGUUUGUUCCCUCUUGUUUGCAGACUAAGACACAAAGUGGUAUAAUGCAUAAAAAAGCAUCUCCCAGGACACAAGACAAGGUGACACAGACUGCAGGUUUUCCCAGUCUGACUUUGCAAGAUGCCUCAGUGCAGUGUUGUCUUUUGAAAGCAGCAGAUAGGAUGAGUAUUUUCACUGAGCCCACAGCUCACGUUCACCACAGUAGAAGACACAAAGCUCCCACCACUAGGAGGCAGACUCAUCACAGCAGUAAAAAUCAUGUUACUAGUCAGUUUGCUCUAUCAAAAAUCCAUGAGUUGGAGUUGAACACCUGCCGGAUGACGUCAAAAAUGGAGCCUGCAAUUACAGGACAUGAAAGUUUGAGCAGAUCUGAGAGCCAGGCAUGCAUGAAAAAACAUCCAUUACUGCACUGCUCUCACACAAAUGCCCCAGAGCUAAAGGAGCAAGCAUCAGAGAACAUGAUGUUGAGAGGCGAAAGGUGUGAAGGUCAUGAGGAGGAGAGUGUGAAUCAAAACCCCACUGAGAACUCAAGCUGUACAGAGGAACACGACAAUGCCUUCACUGCUGAAACAGGUGGAGACAGGGUAUCUGAGGGGAAGGGAAAUCUUAAAGAAAUUGCAGACAUUCUGCUCAUGCUGAAGCAGAAAAAGAAGCAUCCAUGAAGUGAGAGAAAAUGUGAGAUGACUUUUGUAUGUUGAAAGUUAGCAUCUGUCAUCAGAAAGUUUAUAGUUGUACGUGUUACACUGGCUUCGUUUUGCAUGGUUGAGUUACAGUGCAGUACACUGGAAAUCAAUACUUAACACCAAAAGCUUAUUUCAAACAGUGGACAACGUUUUAUUGUUUAAAUAUUCAAAUGUGAUGAAUAUUUCUUUUCAUAGAAUAUAAAUCUAGCAAAACAUUUAGCGCAACAAUAAUCAAAUGAACACUAUACACAUAUUUAUAUUCACUAUUUUAUCGUUGAUCGUAAAAACACUGGUUGAUAAUAAUAGUAAUAAAAGUACCAAUUUUACAUAGAAAACACUCACCCACACCCACUAGAUAGAUCUGGUUAGAUCUCGCUCCUCAAAGUAACACAAUGACUUGUUGACUUUGAAGCAUUCUCCAGUGUCAAAUACAUUCUAAAACAUGUGGCACACCCUAACAUCUGGUCAAUAAAGCUCUGUCCUAAUAAACUGGCAUUUAGUAUACUUUCCUGAAGCAUUCUCUCCCUCACUGCAAUAAUCAGAACUGAUAUGAGCAUACCUGAUUAAAACUUGACUGUCACCCUAUAGUGUGCUUCUCCCUUUGGGAAACUCAGUGUACUUCAGUGUUAAACAUGAAAACACAAUUAUGUGCUAACAGUGAACAAACACAAUACACACUCAACAGUAAUAGCAUUAAAACAAGCUUGUGUUAGUUUGCUUGAUAUUGUUGCUUUUACAAUACCCAUCAACUGCUUUUGUUACACAUAUAGCCACAAUAUAUCUGCUUGGCAAUUUUCUAUGUGUACCAAACUACCAAGGUGUAUACUCACAGCUGUACGAUAUAAACAUAACAUUGGAUAUUACACUACUCGUCAAAACAUAUUCCACUCUGUUACAUGGACGAGAGCUAUGAGAUGCAAAGCCAUUUGUACACAAGGCUGUGAAGGAAGACUAAAUUAAAGUGAGUCAAAUAAUAAACAUGGGUAUGAGUUGAGUACAGAUAUAAUGAAAAACAGAUUAAGGAGGUCAUCACACACUAUAAAGGAAUGAGAAAUAAUUUUGGUUCAUCUAAAAUAGACUUCUGAGACUAAUCAGUUCCAACACUCUCAGCUCUAAAUACAAUUUUGUGAUAAAAGGGCUGCUCCAGGAAACAGCAUAAGCCAAAAUCCAGGUUACAACCCAUGUGUGGCAUGCUACAAAAUUUAAACUAUUUGUCCAACUGAAAAUACUGUUGACAGAAUUGAACUGAACAUUGUGGUGAGAACAAGUUGCCAAUGCCAAAGCCUAGCAUCUUCACAAAAACCUAAGACUACCAUAGUCGAAUUACUAUUGUUCUGUAUAGCACACACCUCAUUCUACUGUAGUGAGCACAAAAACAGUUGUGUAACAUCUGUCAGUAAACUGUCAGUAUCUGUGAGCACUGCAGUUUCAAACUGUAGUGUACCACAACUCAAAAACUUUUAAAUGACAUCUCACAAAAUCAGGCUUUGCACUGUUUUUUUUUUUUUUCGUAUGUUUGGAUAUGUCAGUUCCAUUUUCCUUUAAAGUGAAGUGCAGUAUUUGUUAGAUGCAGCCUGACUGCUACUGAUGGGCCUGGUGUCAUGGUGGGGUGAAGCUGAAAAGCGAUUCCUUUU